AGAGGCGGAGCUGCACGCUGGGGACCUCUCGGAUGCAGCUCCCAGCGCUCACUGCCCGAUCGCCUGCAACCUCGGCUGAGCGCACGCGGCACCGGGGGCACCGGGGGCACCGGGGGCAACAUGACCAGCAGCACAUGCGACGUGAUCAUCAUCGGCGGCGGCAUCUCAGGUCUGUCGGCAGCCAAGCUGUUAGUAGAAUCUGGCCAGAAAGUGGUGGUGCUGGAGGCCCGGGACAGGGUUGGAGGCAGGACGUACACAACAAGAAAUCAAAACGUGAAGUAUGUGGACCUGGGUGGAGCCUACGUGGGUCCCACUCAAAACCGAAUCCUACGAAUAUCAAAGGAGCUGGGGCUGGAAACCUACAAAGUGAAUGAAGUUGAGCACCUGGUUUACUAUGUAAAGGGAAAAUCCUAUCCUUUCAGAGGUCCUUUCCCACCCAUGUGGAACCCAUUUGCCUAUAUGGAUUACAACAACCUAUGGAGAACGCUGGAUCAAAUGGGCAAGGAGAUUCCGCCUGAAGCACCAUGGAGAGCACCUCAUGCUGACGAAUGGGAUAAAAUAACAAUGCAACACCUGAUUGACAAACUUUGCUGGACCAGAAUUGCCAAGCACUUCGCUCGACUAUUUGUAAAUGUAAACGUCACCUCUGAACCAUAUGAAGUCUCUGCUCUCUGGUUUCUGUGGUAUGUCAAGCAGUGCGGGGGAACCUCAAGGAUAUUUUCAACAACCAACGGUGGACAGGAGAGGAAGUUUGUUGGUGGGUCUGGUCAGAUUUGUGAAAGAUUAAUGCAUCAUCUUGGAAACUGUGUGAAACUCGAGAAGCCAGUGAUCCGGAUUGACCAGACGGGCAGUACAGUCAUUGUGGAGACACUGGAUCAUGAAAGGUUUGAGGCCAACUAUGUUAUCAGUGCCAUCCCGCCAGCCCUCAGUAUGAAGAUCCAUUAUGACCCAUCUCUGCCUGUCCUAAAAAAUCAGCUGAUCCAGCGUGUUCCCAUGGGAUCCGUCAUUAAGUGUAUGAUGUACUACAAGGAGAACUUUUGGAGGAAGAAGGGUUACUGUGGUAGCAUGGUCAUUCAAGACGAGAAGUCUCCUAUUGGCCUGACUCUGGAUGACACCAAACCAGAUGGAACUUUCCCUGCCAUCAUAGGAUUUAUCCUUGCUCGAAAUGCACGGAGACUUGUAAGUCUCACAGAGGAACAGAGGAAGCAGAAGAUUUGUGAGAUUUAUGCUAAAGUCCUUGGCUCGGAGGAGGCUUUGCAUCCGGUUCAUUAUGAGGAGAAGAACUGGUGUGAGGAGCAGUACUCGGGCGGAUGUUACACUGCGUACUACCCCCCCGGAAUCAUGACUCAGUUUGGCAAAGUCCUGAGGGAGCCGUUUAAGAAGAUCUACUUUGCUGGUACUGAGACAGCUACCGAGUGGAGUGGGUACAUGGAGGGUGCUGUGCAGGCUGGUGAAAGAGCUGCCAGAGAGAUUCUGCACAAAAUGGGGACUAUUUCAGAAUGUGAGAUCUGGCAAGACGAGCCAGCGUCUGUGGAUGUCCCUGCAAUUCCAUUCAAAAUGACUUUCUGGGAGAGAAACUUGCCUUCAGUGUCAACAUGUCUUAAAUUUGUCGGGUGGUCUACAGUCCUCACCUCUGGAGCGGCUGCAGGUCUGUUUGCAUAUAAAAAGGGACUCCUGGGAAAGAACUGAGCUGUAAAGACUUCCACAAUGAAACGUGCUACCUUUUCCUUAAUGCACGAUAUCACAUUCAUGUCACCUGCCGAUUCAGUAAUCUGAAAAGAAAUUCCAUCCCGUUGAUCCGCAUGAUCGUUUAGGUUUCACAUGACAAAAGAUAGACAGUCACUGCGAAUCCUGUAAGUUUUCCAUUAAAAUUCCUCUGAUCUAUUAGAGAACAUUAAUUUAGCAUUUAUAAUAAUAAAAAAGGGGUUUGCAUCUAUUGAGAAUCACCUGGCACUUGAUGUUUUUUAUUCUGCAUCUACUUUCUCAUCACAUUAUCAUUAGAUCCCUUAAACUUAUGAUUAUAAUUUGCUUAUAGUUGCACCUUAAUGCUUGCAUUUAAUAUUAAUCAUGUUAAAUAAGAAGUUGCAUUUAUGAUUACAUUUUUGUCUCUAAUUACAGGUAGCUGAACCUUAUUUAAUAAAUAGUUGUGUCCAGUAUAGGAAAUACAAUCUAAAAUCUCAUGAAUCUCCUCGUUGUUAUCAGCCUAUUUUAGACAGUGACGCCUUUCUAAAAUUUUAGAUCCUUAAUGUUAUUUAAUGACUUUGAGACCCAUCAGAGACAGAUUGAGACACAAAGGGAUAGCGUUGUAAACAAGUACAUGACAAGUUAUGCUAGAUAAGUUUAGUGAUCCAAAUCCCUGACUGUCCUCUCGAAGUGAAAUGCUCUAUACAUGUGGAAUUUGUUGUUGUUGAAAGACUAUAAAGUAUAUAUGGUACGACAGCUGGGGAUAUGAUCCACAGCUUUCUUGAGCAUUAUAAAAGUCUGUAAGCAUAAGGCAGCUAAGUUGCCUCUCUGUUCACGACAGGUGUCUUUGUUUCAUGAAUAAUAUAUUCUUUUUUGUAAAAAGCCAAUGUCCUAAUUCAGAAUUUAUGUUAAAAGCAAGUGUUUGAUUAAAGUAGUUAUACAAACUACAGAUAUAUUUUUAAAAAUCAAAAGGUGUGAUGGUGUGGCUUUUGUCUAGUUUGACUAACCAGGGCCACUAAACUUAUUCCAGAUGUCCCAAGUCAAGAACCCCAAUAGACUACAGGUAUAAUAAUUGCUACUCAAAUGGACCAUAUAGUCCCCACCAGGGAAAAUUUGAACCAUUUAAUCCGGAUUUGAUGUAAUCCUCUCAGUUAAUGAUUCGGAAAGUCUUUGCUCUGUCCUUUUUCUCCCUUAUGCAUUUUUCCAAUGUACAAACCCAAGUGAAGUUAAAACUUGAUUUUACCAAUAUGCACUUACUCUAAACAUUAUAUUUCUGGACUAAAAUCCUAACGUUUCUGAUAAUGCAUUUGCAACCAGUUUGCUGACUGAAGAUGCCGUUUUUGCAGUUUUAUCUUUUGUGAUGUUAAAUGUUUAAUAACUUAGGGAAAUUGAACUGUGUUAAUUCAACUUCAUGUUAAAUAUCAGGAGCUGAGCAGGUGACCAGACACAAUGCAGCAGCACAUCACUGUUUUAUUCAAUUAAUUUAAAGGGGGGAGACUACACCACUAAUGUGUGUAAUGAUUAAGCAGGGAAUUGCCUAAAUAGUUGUCAAUAAACAUAGACGUGAACUCGAUGUAAUCGUGGUGGAGCUGACAUGGAAUUACAGUGAUGAAUGGUGCAAUUUGCGUAUCUGGCUAUGUUGAAAUCAAUGUAUUUGAAAUCUUACAGUGAUGCUAAUUGUGUCCCUCUUCCAAAGACGUUGUGUUUAGUCUUUGUUGGAUCUUGUGCCUUAUCUCUUUGUGGUAAUUUUCCUUUCUCAAGUGCCUACGUGACUGUCUUUAAUGUACACAAUUUCAACCUGUAAUGUUUCAAAGUUUUCUAUUGUCAACUGUGACAUUUUUAUUUCUAAUGUUGAUAAGCAGACAAUAAUGUGAAGCUGGUGUCAGCUGUUAAUGGAUAAAUAUGUCAGUGGAUUUUUUUGGGUUUAUUUGAACAUUGUGCAAAUCUCAUGCUAAACCAGUGUCUAAAGUGUUGCUUGGUAGAACUAAUUAUGGCUUAAUUGUGAAUAGGAACCACCAAUAAGCAGGGUCAGCCACUUGUAAUUUAUUACUAGACCUUGCAGAAUUUAUGAGCAACUUUGAGAAUGCACAGGUAACUUGUACCGUGAGCGCAGAGUUACGAGAUUAGGUAUGCAAUUGGAUAAUCAAGCAUUUGGUGUAAAAUUGUUUUGGAUAAAUUAGGGCCAAUCCAGUCUUGUGUUUAUUAUAUAAAAAUUAAUACAGUUUGGUUACAGAUCUGAUAAUAAAACUGAUGUGAAAAAAA
This is a messenger RNA of Callorhinchus milii (elephant shark), 3945 nucleotides long. RefSeq names its product monoamine oxidase (gene maoa). The record is from RefSeq and is a predicted model, not a curated record. NCBI's taxonomy places the organism in Eukaryota, Metazoa, Chordata, Chondrichthyes, Chimaeriformes, Callorhinchidae. The transcript is spliced from 15 exons. The coding region runs from base 121 to 1689 and encodes 522 amino acids. Gene Ontology annotation, molecular function: oxidoreductase activity.